CUGACACUCCCCACAUUACGACUUUUGCCGUACAACACCCAGGGGUGUUCUACACAGUAUUGAUCGCGAUGGGUAAAGCUUCCAACAAAGCCGCGUGUCUGAAGAUACGUUUUCCGCCCCCGUUCAGUAAUAUCAGUACCGCUGCGAUCCGGACUCUCACAUCGCGACGAGCACAUCAAGCCUAAGCUUCCGUCUGAGCAGCCGGUCAGACCAAAUCCUCUCUUUGUUAGGAACAGCACAUUACCAACAUCAAGAUGGCUCCACCAGUUCACUUUUUCUCCCAUGGCUCGACGAUGAUGUUGGGCGAAGAGACCAAAUCGGCCGACUACUGGAAAGCCUGUGGUGAUGAAGCCCUCUCUCACGGCAUCAAAGGUGUCAUAAUGAUGGGCGCGCAUUGGGACGCGCGUGGCGUAAACCGUAUCGAUGUGUCAAUGAACCCGGCACCCAUAAAAUCACCCGUCGCGUACGUUCACCCGCGCAAAUACAAAGACUACGAGCUCGUCCCAGAUCUCGAGAGCGGAAAGAAGUGCAUAGCAGCGCUGCGAGAAAAGGGCAUUGACGCACGACCAAACGACACAUUUGACUGGAUCCACGACACAUACUUGAUUUUGAUUAGGAUGUUUCCCGAGAAAUGCCCACCAACGACUAUCAUCAGUAUGAAUUCGCGAUUCGAUCCGCAUCUGCACGCCCGGGUGGGUAACAUCUUGGCCAAAUUCCGUGACGAGGGCUAUCUCAUCAUUGGUACGGGUGGCGCGGUUCACAACCUUUACCGCAACCACUGGGCGCAGAUGCUCAGGUACUCGGACAACUUGGCACAACCAUACCCACCAGAGGCACCGAUGCUGGAGUUCCGCCAGAGCGUCGAGGAUGUCUUUAUCCGCUGCUGCAGGAAGGGUGCGAAAAAAGGUAGCUUGACACGUGGUAUCACGAGGUUGAUGAAGCAUCCCAUGUUCCGCGAUGCGCAUGCGACAGAUGAUCACUACAUGGCGGCAUGUUUUGUGGCUGGAGUUGUUGAUGGAAGUAAGAGGGAUAGCGACGAGUGUGUGCUCGGAGCUGAGGAUUGGGAGUUGGUGAACAUGUGCAACAGCCAGUUUACUGUUGGUAGAUGGGAAUAGAGGCUUUAGCUAGUAUACAUGCAGUUUGACUUUUAAUAUCGUUAGUGUACAUAAUUAGUGUACUAUAUUCC
Molecule: messenger RNA, 1186 nt
Organism: Alternaria alternata
Lineage: Eukaryota; Fungi; Ascomycota; Dothideomycetes; Pleosporales; Pleosporaceae
Product: aromatic ring-opening dioxygenase family protein
Exons: 1
Coding region: 255-1115 (286 amino acids)
Molecular function (GO): zinc ion binding; ferrous iron binding; oxidoreductase activity, acting on single donors with incorporation of molecular oxygen
Source: RefSeq, a predicted model, not a curated record